CAUGAAGGCGUUUACAAUACAUAACUUUGCUCUUCUUUUUCUGAGUUUUGGUUUAAUUACAGUUCAUUCAGACAGUUUUAGUCUGAAAGUUGAAUCUCCAGCUCAAAUUUUGGAAGAUAGUAGUACUUACAACCUUUAUUUCCGACAAAUCACUGGAACUCCUACUUGCAGCUAUACACUUACAAAACCAGAUGGAACCAUUUUACUACAAUCCUCAAAAUCAGUAAAUUCUGCACUUGUAUAUGAAAAUUUCCAAGGCAGUUUGUUUUCAGGAACAACUGAGAAUUAUGUACUGACCUACACUUAUUCAUGUACCAGUGGAGGGACUACACUUGAAUUUGAAGUUAGAGGAUAUGUUUAUUCACGUGAACAAUAUGGUAGUGGUAAUCUACCUAUGGGCUAUGGUAUUGAAAUUGAGAUGUCAACUGAGCAAACUUCACCAUUUAGAGCCAAAAUUCAAGGUGGUAGUGGUGGUGGCUCAUGCAGCAUAACUCGACCAGACACUUCUAUAGCUACAGUAGAUAAUGUUGGACCACUUUCAAUUGGGCAAGAUUCAUUGGAUAUUACAGUUACUAAAACUGGUUCCCAAGAGUCCUUUUUCAUAGCUGCAAGUUGCAUAUCAAAUGGAAAAACAUUCCAAAAUGAAAUUCCAGUUUACUUUUCACCCAAUGCUCCUUCACCAUGGGCAUCUGCAACUGGAGAUCCACACUUUGCACAAAAUGUUGUUGACAAAUCAACUAUGUCUACUAAACAAAUAUGUUAUGAUGUAACUGGGAAAAUGGGAGAUUAUAUAUAUAUUGCUGGAUUUUCUCACAGUAGAAUAAAGAUUUUUGGCCAACUGAAAGAUGAUUACUAUAUGCAUAAAAUUGUCAUUCAAUCUCCAUCUGCCAACAUCACAGUAUCAUUAAAGGAUAUUCAUCUUGGCCAAAAAGAUACCAUUCAAUGGAAUGAAAACUCAAAGCAAAUGAUUUUGCAAACUAAUCAAUUGAAAUGUGAAAUUGUAAAUGGGAAAAAGAUUAUUUUCACUGAAUUAAAGUCAUUAAAUGCAAUUGCUGUUGAGAAAUCUAAGCAUUUUUUAGGGGAAAUGCACCUGGAUGUAGGCUUUAGGCUUAUGCCUGAAGAUUACAAUGAAAUGAGUGGACUAAUUGGAGAUAUUGGCCAGAAAAAAUUUAAAUUCUUCACAGCAGUUCAAAUUGGAGAAGAUAGUUUAAACAGUGAAAUGGUUUCUAUUCAAGUUGACAACAAAUUUUUGAGAGGAAGUGUUGUACAAAGAAAUAAAAAGUCUUGUUGGUUGCUUGAUGUAAAUGACAUUUUGAAACCUUUGAAAACAACUGACUAUCUUUUCAAAAGAAUUGAUUAACAUUCAAAUUAAAUAUAAUAUUUACAAUUUAUAUUUUAUGAUUUACAGAAGGUAAACCAAACUAUUGAGUUAAGUAAUACUGUUUCCUAAAUUUUGUAUAUGACAUUUGCCUAAUGAAAAACAAUCUAUAAUGUAAACAAUAUAUUUUAUGGAAUGUAUGAAGGCAUAAAUACAGACUAACUUUUUGAAUUGGACAUG
Messenger RNA from Dimorphilus gyrociliatus, 1558 nucleotides. The record is from the annotation of a GenBank genome assembly. Lineage: Eukaryota; Metazoa; Annelida; Polychaeta; Dinophilidae.